AUGGAGAAUUUGAUAAGUUUAGUGAACAAGUUGCAAAGAGCAUGCACGGCAUUGGGUGAUCACGGAGAAGCAACUUCAUUGCCUACUCUUUGGGAUUCUUUGCCUUCCAUUGCUGUAGUUGGUGGCCAGAGUUCAGGCAAAUCGUCAGUUUUGGAAAGUGUUGUUGGUAAAGACUUCUUGCCAAGAGGAUCAGGAAUUGUUACUCGGCGUCCACUGGUUUUGCAACUUCAUAAGAUAGACCAAGGCAAAGAAUAUGCGGAAUUCCUUCAUCUUCCAUCAAAGAAGUUCUAUGAUUUUGUUGCUGUGAGAAAAGAGAUUUCAGAUGAGACUGAUCGUGAGACGGGGCAAACCAAACAGAUUUCAAGUGUCCCCAUUCAUCUAAGUAUCUAUUCCCCAAAUGUGGUCAACUUGACUUUGGUUGAUCUUCCUGGCCUUACAAAAGUUGCAGUUGAUGGCCAAUCUGAAAGUAUUGUACAAGACAUUGAGAAUAUGGUCCGUGCCUACAUUCAAAAGCCAAAUUGCAUUAUUUUGGCAAUUUCACCUGCUAAUCAAGAUUUGGCUACGUCAGAUGCAAUUAGAAUCUCACGUGAAGUGGACCCCACAGGAGAAAGAACUUUUGGAGUCUUGACCAAAAUCGAUUUGAUGGACAAGGGUACCGAUGCAGUUGAUAUCCUAGAAGGUAAAUCCUAUCGGCUAAAAUUUCCAUGGGUUGGGGUUGUUAAUCGUUCACAACAAGACAUCAACAAGCGGGUUGAUAUGACUUCUGCUAGAGGCAAGGAAAGGGAAUACUUCUCCAACAGCCGAGAGUACAAGCACAUGGCUUCAAGAAUGGGUUCUGAAUAUCUAGCGAAGAUGCUAUCAAAGCAUUUAGAAGGUGUGAUUAAAUCACGAAUCCCAGGCAUACAGUCAUUAAUCAGCAAAACCGUAGCUGAUCUUGAAGCUGAACUUAGCCAUCUUGGAAAGCCUAUUUCUGUUGAUGCAGGAGGAAAAUUGCUUGUGAUAAUGGAUAUAUGCCGGGCGUUUGAUCAGAUAUACAAAGAACAUCUAGAUGGGAUGCGAUCAGGAGGAAAUAAAAUUUACCAUGUUUUUGAAAGCCAGCUUCCUUCUGCCCUUAAGAAGUUGCAGUUUGAUAAACAGCUAUCACCAGAGAAUAUCAAGAAGUUGAUCACAGAAGCUGAUGGGUAUCAACCACAUCUAAUUGCUCCUGAACAAGGAUAUCGUCACAUUAUUGAGUCCUCGUUGGUUACCAUCAAAGGGCCUGCCGAAGCCUCAGUGAAUGCGGUUGAUGUGAUAUUAAAGGAGCUGGUUCGAAAAGCAAUCAGCGAGACCAUGGAGCUGAAGCAGUACCCAAGUUUGAGAAAAGAAGUGGAACGGGCUGCAAAUGAGUCUCUUGAAAGAAUGAAAGCUGAAAGUAAAAAGGCGACACUUAUGCUAGUUGAUAUGGAAUGUUGCUACUUGACGGUUGACUUCUUUCGCAAACUUCCUCAAGACAUGGAGAAAGGCGGGAACCCAACACAAUCCAUUUUUGAUAGAUAUAAUGAAAUAUAUCUUAGAAGAAUUGGAACAACCGUUUUGCAGUACGUGAAUAUGGUUCUUUCAGGCCUGGUGAACUCGGUUCCAAAAUCUGUGGUUCACUGUCAAGUGCGUGAAGCCAAACGCAGUUUACUUGACUGUUUCUUUGCUGAGUUGGGUCAAAAAACACCAGGUCAAUUAUCAAAGCUGUUGGAUGAAGAUCCUGCGAUGAUGGAGAGGCGUUCAUCUUUGGCAAAGAGACUAGAACUGUACAAGAGUGCACAAAUGGAGAUUAGUGGAGUUUCAUGGCGUUGAAAUGAAAAGGCCAUGAAAAACUUGUCAUUUUUGUUCAUUAAGCUCUUCAGAUUUAUAGUGUCAAUUA
Messenger RNA from Erigeron canadensis, 1894 nucleotides. RefSeq names its product dynamin-related protein 5A-like. Gene Ontology annotation, cellular component: cytoplasm; microtubule; membrane. The transcript has 16 exons. The record is from RefSeq and is a predicted model, not a curated record. NCBI's taxonomy places the organism in Eukaryota, Viridiplantae, Streptophyta, Magnoliopsida, Asterales, Asteraceae. Gene Ontology annotation, molecular function: microtubule binding; GTP binding; GTPase activity. The coding region runs from base 1 to 1827 and encodes 608 amino acids.